AUGCUUCACCGAGCCUGCGCACGACAUCACCUCGCCCGUCACUUCCGCCUUCCCCAUGCUCAGAACCUCGUUGCGCGAUUCUUCACAAGCGCACCACCUCUCUCCUCCCGCAACCGCCCCGAGAAGCACAAACUCAAGGAGAAGGAGAAAAUAAACUACAAUCCCGACAUAUUCUUCGAGGAGCAGCCAGACCCCGAACAUGCCAGCUAUGCGCGCGUCACCGCGAACGAUCUCGAGCGUGCCACGUCCCCGCCGACGCGAGUGAAAAUGCUCGUCCGCGACUUCAUCGAGGACUCGCUCUAUAAUCCCCACUACGGCUACUUCCCAAAACAAGCGACCAUCCUCACGUCGACAGAACAAAAUCCCAUCGAGUUUAACACCAUGCGGGACGAGGCGCAGUUUCAGGACGAAAUUGCGAGGAGGUAUGCAGCUUAUGAUGUUGAUGAGCACGGAGGUCCUGGGAAGCAGAUUUGGCACACACCUACAGAGCUCUUUAAGCCGUACUAUGGCCAGGCCAUUGCUCAAUGCAUCGUCUCGGAAUAUCUCCUCAAAUACUUCCCUUACGAGGAUCUCGUGGUAUACGAGAUCGGUGCUGGGAAUGGGACGCUCGCUCUCGACAUCCUGAACUAUAUUCGGGAACAGUAUCCGGAAGUCUACGAGCGGACACGGUACAACAUUGUCGAGAUCAGUGGGCGGCUAGCAAAAGUGCAGGAAGAAACACUUUUGCCCGAGCACCCGUGUGUUAGCAUAACAAACAAGAGCAUCUUCCACUGGAAUAAGCGGGAACCGUCGCCUUGCUUUUUCCUCGCGAUGGAAGUUGUCGACAACUUUGCACAUGAUAUGAUCCGCUACGACUACCGCACGCUCGAGCCAUACCAAGCCCUCAUCACUAUUGACGACUCGGGCGACUUUGGGAUCUACUACACACGGGUCACCGAUCCCCUCAUCUCAUCCUUCCUCUCCCUCCGGCGCCGCCUCGGCCAUCCUCCGCCCCUCCCCUCGCUCCUCAAAUCCAACACCGUGCGCUCCAUCUACACCAAUCUCCCCUUUGCGCCGAACCUCUCCAUGCCCGAAUACAUCCCCACGCGACUCCUCAGCCUCCUGCGCACCCUGCGCACACACUUCCCGCAUCACCGCCUCCUCCUCUCCGACUUCAAUGCGCUGCCGGACACGAUCCCCGGCGUGAACGCACCCGUCGUGCAGACGCGGUACAAAAACACUACGAUCCCGUGCAGCACGCUGUUCGUGCGCCAGGGGUACUUUGACAUAUUCUUCCCGACGCACUUCGAGCGCCUCCGGGACAUGUACGAGCACGUCCUCGCGCAGCCGCUUAACCCCACCGACUCGGCGCCCGUGGUGGACACGCGGCUCUCGCCGCUCGCGACUAGCGCGUCCUCGCUCGCGUCCGGGUCAGGCUUCUUCUCGUCGUACCAGCCGCGGAACAGGCGGCCGCCAGUGGACGGCAUGGCGAGCGCGAGUGGGUUACCGGUCGGGGAGCGCAAGUCGAGUGUGUUCACGCACGCGGAGUUCCUAGAGACGUACGCGGACUUGAGCAAAACGAGGCUGAGGAACGGGGAGAACCCGCUGCUGGAUUUCUAUAAGAAUGUCAAGUUCUUGUUCUGA
Molecule: messenger RNA, 1623 nt
Organism: Heterobasidion irregulare TC 32-1
Lineage: Eukaryota; Fungi; Basidiomycota; Agaricomycetes; Russulales; Bondarzewiaceae
Exons: 3
Coding region: 1-1623 (540 amino acids)
Cellular component (GO): mitochondrion
Molecular function (GO): protein-arginine omega-N symmetric methyltransferase activity
Source: RefSeq, a predicted model, not a curated record